CUUGACCUCAAUAAAUGUCCUAAACAUGUCCUAAAUAUGCAAAAUGAUAUAUAAUAAAUAUUAUAUUAUAUCAUUUUGCAGAAAUAUUCUCAUCACAAUCACCGUGUAUCUGCAAAAUGUGUACGAAUGUAUCGGUCAAAAGCUGUAGAAUGUUCAUGAGGUUGCUAUUAGUAAGUGCUUUAUUUUCACAAUGUUCCAGUGACCUAAUGUCAAGGGAGGAACUCAUCGAAGCAUACGCAGAGUUAAGUGCUAUAAACUACAAUGUUGCCAAUGCACAACGCAAUGAUGUCAGCUUUCUAUACGCAAAUGGAUUAUCUGGACUUGUUGAAUUAACUCCAUCUAACGCAUCUGAUGUGCUAAACUUGGCUCAUCCAGUUGUUUUUGUUGCUCAUGGCUACAAACAAAAUAUAUCUAUCCCCUGGUUUAAUAUAAUCAGAGAUAAUUACAUUAAGAGAACAUCUGGAAAAGUUAAUAUUAUUUUUUUAAAUUGGUGUGAUGGUGCUUCGAAUUAUCCAUUGGAUGUUUCUUUUGCAAAUGUUUAUCCCAUCGGAAACUACAUCAGUGAAUUCGUUAUAGCUACUAAAAUGAAUGUAGAGACUAUUCACUUCAUAGGUUUCGACUUAGGGGCCCAUAUUGGCGGAUUCCUUGGAAAGAUACUGUAUCUACACACAUCCAAAAAGAUUGGCCGAAUUACUGCUUUAGAUCCAACUGGCCCUAAGUUCGAUCGUGCAAAUGUUCCUGCUAAUUCAAGACUUGACAAAUCUGAUGCCAGUUAUGUCGAAGUACAUCAUUGCGAUGUACAAGCACUGGGGGUUACUAAGCCAUACGGCCAUAUUGAUUAUUAUAUUAAUGGUGGCUAUAACCAGCCUGGAUGUUCUAGUGAUAUAGUUGAAAACAGUGACUGUAGUCAUUUGAGGUGUCCAUAUGUUUACGCAGAGUCACUAAACACCAAUAUACUAGUCAAAAAAGGCAUAUUCUUAAGUGAUGGCGUUUUAAUUUAUGUACGUCCAAAUAUCUUCAGCAUACCAGUUUUCUAUGGAGGUUCUGCAUGGACAUUUCCAAGGUUUCAACACGGAAUUUAUUUUGUCAAAACUUGGAAUAAAACACCAUACCUUCGUUAUUUUUAAUAAUUUUUAUUAUAUUUUAUAUGUAUUAUUUUUUUCUAAUAUACGAUCGAUGAGGGAAAAAAGUAGCAGAGUGAAAGUUUACUGCAUUUAAUCUAGAAUGAAUCAGUGUCAAAAAGAAUAUAAUUUAAAUUAAGUCAAUAUAAUAAUUAUAUUAAUUAUUAAUACAGUGGAACCUCGAUAAGUCGGAUUAAUGGGGACCGCGGCCGAUCCGGGUUAUCGAAAAUCCGGGUUAUCCAAAAUCCGGGUUAGCCGGAGAGAAUGGUAAAAAUUAAUAAAAUACGUUAUAUGUACUUACAGAUAAACUCGAUUAUAAUUGCAAAAAUAUGAAAUACAUAUUUAUGCAGAGUACAUCUAAAUUACUUAGAGUUGUAUACAGUAUUAUUUAUUUCUUGGUAAAAAACUCAGUCAAGGUGAAAAAAUGUUUGUUUUGUCUGAUUAAAAUCGGUCCGGGUUGGCCGGACUUCAGGGUUGUCGGAGGCCGACUUAUCGAGGUUCCACUGUAUACAUACAGAGUGAGUUUUAUGUAUGGAAACCCUCAAUUAUCUCGGAAGCGGCUUGGGCGAUUUUUAUAGAUUUUGGUGGGUAAAGGUCUUCUAAUGCGGCCGAUAUUAUAGUCGUCAUACCAUUGUUGUCAGAUCUUCCGUUUUUCUGGUAAUCCAAUGAACUUUCGUAUUUCAAAUAGUUAUAUAUUUUUUGUGUUUUGAAAGAAAUACUGAUUAUUUUUCAUGUAAUAUUCCCUACACCUAAAUGCCGCAAUUUCGGAGUUAUUACUACAUUUAUUUUUAAAAAAUUUUAGAAACAAAUUAUAAAAAUCAUUUUUUUUUUUCGACCAGAGCAGACAUUAAUUUAGGUUCUUUAGAUCAUUGGGAUCAAAAAAGGUUUUUGUAAUUUUUCUGGUAAGUUAAUCUUUUCCAAGUUAUAAACAAUUUAAAAAUGAAAAAUAAUCGAAAAAUAGCGAUUUUCAAGGCUCAAAACCACAAGUAAAAAAUAUUAUUUUUGAAAUCUCGAAGUAAGUACCUACCUAAAUUCAAGUUCAAACUUUAUUUUAUCAGAUUCCGAUAAGAAUUAUAAAACAUUGUUUUUUAGUUGUUGAUGCAGCCCAGUCCUCUCAUAAGCGCUUCAUUAACAAUUAAAAACAAUGUUUUAGAAUAAAACAUGCCAAAAAUUCUUAUAGUGAGCUGAUAGAAAAAGGAUUGAACUUGAAUAUAGAUACUUCGUAAUUUCUUCUCUUCUUCUUUCUCGAAACUCCUUAUGCCCCUCAGGGGCGCCGGAAGUUUUAUUCAUCCUCUAUCCAUAUCUUCCAUUUCUUGCGGUUCUUUGCUAGCUCUUUCAUUUGUUGAUGUGUUUUUCCUUUUUCCUGUCCAAUUUCUAUAAUCUGAUCGAUCCAUCUUUUCCUUGGCCUCCCUUUCCUUCUUUUACCAUAUAUUUUUGAUUCCUCACCUGCUUUGGUAGUCUUCCCUGGUCCAUUCCUUCAAAAAUCCACCACUUCGCAAUUUCAAAAAUUAUAUUUUUUACUUGCGUUUUUAAACCUUGAAUAUCGUCAUUUUUCGUUUUUUUUUUCAGUUUUAAAUUGAUUAUAACUCGAAAAAGAUUAACUUUAGAGAAAAAUUAGAAAAGAAACCUUUUUUGAUCCCAAUGAUCCAAAAAACCUAAAAUAAUGUCUGCCCGGGUCGAAAAAAAAAAUGAUAGGUCUGGAUCCCGCGUAUGAAAAAAAAGUUGAUUAAUAGCAAGCUGAAAAUUUGUUAAUAGCUUAAGGGUGUCUAGUCGAAUAAACUUUGAUAUAUGGGAACACUGAAACAGGGGCAGUUUUAAUUGUGGAACAGGUUAAAAAUUUGGAACGGUCACAGCACGAAAACGGCACAUUUAUUUUGUCCGACAGAACAGACUUAAACUCUCCGAACAGAGAUUUAACUCUCAUGAAAAAAUCAGACUGCUAUUUAUUACCUGUCAUAAUUCCUGUCAUUUGACAUAUUCUUCAUGUUCCACUCAUUAAAACGCCCAUUUGGUGAUAAAUAGCAGUCUGAUUUUUGCGUGAGAGUUUAAUCUCUGUUCGAAGAGUUUAAGUCUGUUCUGUCGGACAAAAUAAAUGUGCCGUUUUCGUGCUGUGACCGUUCCAAAUUUUUAACCUGUUCCACAAUUAAAACUGCCCCUGUUCCAGUGUUCACAGAUAUCAAAGUUUAUUCGACUAGACACCCUUAAGCUAUUAACAAAUUUUCAGCUUGCUAUUAAUCAACUUUUUUUUCAUACGCGGGAUCCAGACCUAUGAUUUUUAUAAUUUGUUUAUAAAAAUUUUAAAAAAUAAAUGUAGCAAUAACUCCGAAAUUACGGCAUUUAGAUAUAGGGAAUAUUAUAUGAAAAAUAAUCAGUCUUUCUUUUAAGGACUUCAAAACGCAAAAAAUUUACAGGAUGUUCCAUUUGAAAUAAGAAAGUUCAUUAGAUUUCCAGAAGAAAAACAGAAGAUCUGACAACAAUGUUAUUAUGACUAUAAUAUCAACCGCACUAGAAGACUCUUACCCACCAAAGUCUAUAAAAAUCGUUCAAGCGGUUUCCGAGAUAACUGAGUGUUUCCCUAUACAUAUAUAAAACUCACUCUGUAUAAGGAGAAAUAAACUGUUAGGUACUUUA
This is a messenger RNA of Diabrotica virgifera virgifera (western corn rootworm), 3752 nucleotides long. Its product is annotated as lipase member I-like. NCBI's taxonomy places the organism in Eukaryota, Metazoa, Arthropoda, Insecta, Coleoptera, Chrysomelidae. The record is from RefSeq and is a predicted model, not a curated record. Bases 117 to 1127 code for a protein of 336 amino acids. The transcript is spliced from 4 exons. Gene Ontology annotation, molecular function: lipase activity.